GGCAGAAAAUCAGAAGGAGAAAAAUGAAGACAAUUAUUGCAGCCCAUUCGGGCAUCUUAAGAGGUGCUGGUGCAAGCAUUCUCUCUGCCUUGAGUAACCUGCCAUCGCUCCCUUGGCUGGCAAGGUCAAAAAUAGAGCGACAUUUGCAAAUGAUCUCUGUUUAUCAGUGGGUUAUCACUUUUCUAAUUAUGGGGAUCACAUGCACUAUGGUCUUAUGCUACAUGUUCUUCACUAACCUGUGGCCCAUUGCAGCUUUAUACUUUUCCUGGCUCGCCAUCGAUUGGAAUACACCGAACCAAGGUGGACGGAGGUCAGAAUGGGUUCGGAACUGGGCUGUAUGGAGAUACUUCCGAGAAUACUUUCCCAUCCGAUUGGUGAAAACGCACAACCUCGAUCCCAACAGGAACUACAUCUUCGGUUAUCACCCCCAUGGCAUCUUCUGCUUUGGGGCCUUUUGCAACUUUGGAACGGAAGCCACUGGUUUUUCCUUGAAAUUUCCGGGAAUUCGACCUUCUCUGGCCACGCUGGCUGGUAACUUCCGGAUGCCAAUUCUGCGGGACUAUUUAAUGAGCGGAGGUAUUUUCCCAGUGACGAGGGACGCCAUCGACUUCCUGCUGUCAAAAAAUGGCAGCGGGAAUGCUGUGAUCAUAGUGAUAGGGGGAGCAGCCGAAUCCCUGGACUGCAACCCAGGAAGCAACAUCGUGACUCUCAAGAAUCGCAAAGGGUUUGUGAAGAUAGCAUUGCAGAAUGGAGCCGAUUUGGUCCCUGUGUACACUUUUGGUGAGAAUGAAGUCUACUGCCAGAUUAUCUUCAAGGAAGGCAGUUUGAUGAGAGCGAUACAGAAAAGGUUCCAGAAGCUGAUUGGAUUUGCCCCCUUGGUUUUCCAAGGCCGGGGGUUUUUCUCGAGCAACUCUUGGGGUCUCGUGCCUUAUGCCAAACCCAUCAACACCGUGGUCGGGGAACCAAUUACAGUCCCACGGAUUGAGAACCCCAGCCCUGAGGAGGUGGACAGCUACCACAAAAUGUAUGUCUGCUCCCUCGUCAAACUGUUCAAUAAGUACAAGACCAGGUUUGGCUGCAGCGACACGGAUCGGCUGGAGGUCAUUUAAGGCACUUUUGUUGGAAACACCUGGUGGCCAUUGUUUUAUUGGGAGCCCUCUGGAAGAUGAGGGACCCUUUCAGCAGUUGCACCACUAACGUUCAAAACUUACUAAAACUCUGCCACACCUGGACAACCAAAUAAUGAAAGGAAAUCUCUUUAAAAGCAACAUCCACAAAAGAAAAUUCUUUUCGUUAAGCAAUAUUCUUGUCAAAUUUAACAUCAUUACUUACUAGUGAUUUUAUUUAAAAAUUGCAUUUAAUCCCUUUUGUGUGAUAGGGUUGAUAACAAAUGGAUAUUUGGUUUUUGAACAAUAAGUGGGAGAAAUGUUUCAAAUGCACAAACAAUGCAAAAAUGCCAAUGUAUCUGAUAGCCUUUUGCACCUUGACUACGUUGAAUUUCUAUAACAGCCCUUCCUUUUGUAAUCGGAAGGGAGGGGAAACAAACUUUUUUGUGUGUGUGCGGGGCAAAGAGUGCUUGGUCAGGUUCAGUGUUAGAAUGACAGUUAGCACUACAUUGUGGUAAUUGUGCAAUAAGGUUGAUAAACUCUACAGCUCUGCCAAAGCAAGGGGACUUCUGACUGGAAUCUCUUGCGAAUCCAGCUUCAAGCACAGAUCAAGGUCAGACCAGGAUGGUGAUGGGUAAUUUUAAAAAAAAAAACCUACAGCCGGAAGAAAACCAGAUUAUUCUGACUGUCUGUCUGAUAUGAAACACAAAACUGCAGAUGCUGGAGAUCCAAAACAAACAAAUCGCUGGAGAAACUUGGGGGUUGUGGCAGCAUCUGGGGAGAGAGAAACAGAGAUGAUGUUUUUGAGUCCAGUGACCCUCAAGAACUGCAAGCAGCUAGGGAAAGGUUGAUAUGCUGUAAGGAGUGAGUGGAGAAGGAGUCUUCCCAGAGAAAGAAGGGAAGGAAAAGAUUUUGUGGAUAAUGGGAUUAUUGAUAGUAAGACCGGGAACAAGAGAAGCUAGAAGGGUCAUAAUGGUGGGUGAAUCAGAGUGGGUGAAAAUGGGAUUGUUGUGUUGAAAGCAACACAUUUUAUGACAGAACCUAGGGUUAGAGACAUUGAAAGAAGUCUUCUUUGUUCUUAAAAUUCUUAAACUUGAUAUUGAGUCCAGAAGGCUGCACAGUUCCCAAGUGUAAGAUGAGAUGCUGUUCCUCUGUCUCGCAGAGGCAGUCUCACUGGAGCACUGCAGCAGGCCUGAGACACAAAUGUUGACUGGGCAGCACAGCUGAGGCCUACUGAGUCUUUCCAGCAAUCGCUGAUUAUCAUGCGACACUCUUAAUUUCUUGCCUUCGAGUUGCUGUUGUCAGCAGCUGCUUUCUGUUUGUACAGCCAGCAGGAGGCACUGCGGUUGCCAAGACUGACUCAGUGGGAAUUGACUGAGCUGUGAUUCUCCAGCUGUCUGCACAGGACAUGGGCGCCCCUGGAGUAACCUGUGUUUUUGGAAUAAUGCAAACAGUGCAGGUAGCUGUGUUCAUGUCGGAAGCGAGAGUGGGAGAGAACAUUUCGGUCUCAAAUAUUGACUGAGGGGGAGCGGGAAACAGUGUGUGGGACCCCCACACAUUCUCUCUGAGAAGUAAUUUGAUUGAAGAAGCCAAAUGAUUUGAAUUUGCACUAUGUUUCUCGCAAGAAGGUCUCAGCAAAGCACCAAUGGAAACAUUCCAAUAAGCUUUUAAAAUACUUUUCUAUGACAAUCUGUUUACAUCUAGCUAUUUUGAAGUGAAACCAUAUUAUAACUUUUUUAACUCUAAUUUUAAAUGAACUGUAUAAAAUUGGUUUUUGAGCGUCUGUGGCGUUUUGAAAACAGGUGAAAGUCACUGCUUUGUGGUGCCCGGUGUUCAAAAGAUUCAGUAUUUUUCCGUUCUUGCCUUUCACCUCCUGUUCCUACCGCCCCCCCCCCCCCCCCAUUCCAGUCUUAACCUCGUUUCUCCACCUCACCCUCUCCACAUUUACACCGCAAGUUGUCAAAACAGUUUUUGUACCAAAUUGUGGAGUCAAAAUAAAUUUUUUAAAAAGCCA
Messenger RNA from Stegostoma tigrinum, 3120 nucleotides. It is a transcript of the gene dgat2, whose product is annotated as diacylglycerol O-acyltransferase 2. The transcript is spliced from 8 exons. Gene Ontology annotation, cellular component: endoplasmic reticulum membrane. Gene Ontology annotation, biological process: triglyceride biosynthetic process. The record is from RefSeq and is a predicted model, not a curated record. Gene Ontology annotation, molecular function: diacylglycerol O-acyltransferase activity. Bases 24 to 1109 code for a protein of 361 amino acids. Lineage: Eukaryota; Metazoa; Chordata; Chondrichthyes; Orectolobiformes; Stegostomatidae.